Messenger RNA from Amphimedon queenslandica, 2233 nucleotides. Its product is annotated as peroxisomal acyl-coenzyme A oxidase 3-like. Gene Ontology annotation, cellular component: peroxisome. Lineage: Eukaryota; Metazoa; Porifera; Demospongiae; Haplosclerida; Niphatidae. The coding region runs from base 65 to 2119 and encodes 684 amino acids. The record is from RefSeq and is a predicted model, not a curated record. Gene Ontology annotation, molecular function: FAD binding; pristanoyl-CoA oxidase activity; fatty acid binding. The transcript has 16 exons. Gene Ontology annotation, biological process: lipid homeostasis; fatty acid beta-oxidation using acyl-CoA oxidase.
AGGCAAUAUGGGUGUGGUUUACAGACACGCAAUACGGAAGAAUACUGGGAUUUACUAGUUCAAAAUGGCGUCCAGUUUGGAGGAUUACAGGAGAAGGGCUAGUUUUAGCGUCCCUCGGAUGCAAGAUGUUUUGAUAGGGAGAGAGAUACUAGACUUUAAGAGAAAGGUUUGUGACACUUUAAAAGCUGAUCCACUUUUCAACCCGAAACCACUUCAUUACUAUUCACUGGAUAAAGAGAGGGAGAUGACAUUUAAGAGAGUCAAGAGGCUAUUGGAGUAUAAUUUCCUUCCAGAGGAAGCCAUACUGGAUAACCCAAUGCUCAUAUCAGGACUCAACAGUGUAUUAAUAUCAUACGAUCUUGGAACCCUAGCAGUUAAUUCAUUGCACAGAGACGUAUUUGCUGGAGCUAUUAGAGGCCUGGGUACAGCUAAGCACUAUCACUACGUCGAUGAUGCUUAUUCUAUGAGAAUAUUCGGUUGCUUUGCUCUGACUGAGCUUUCUCACGGAAGCGACACAAGACGAAUGAGAACAACAGCAACCUAUGAUCCUAAGACACAGGAGUUCAUACUGCAUACUCCUGAUAUAGAGGCUGCUAAAUGUUGGUCCGGUAACCUUGGCAAGCUAGCUACCCACGCUGUGGUCUAUGCCCAGUUGUACACUCCUGAUGGCGCCUGUCAUGGACUCCACCCAUUCAUAGUCCCCGUGAGAGACCCAAGCACUCAUGCCACCUAUCCUGGACUGACCAUUGGGGACAUGGGGAGGAAGAUCGGACAAAAUGGAGUCUCUAACGGGUACAUGUUAUUUGAUAAUUAUCAUAUUCCAAGAGAUAAUUUAUUAAACAAAUCGGCUGACGUCACUCCUCAAGGAAACUACGAAACUCCUUAUAAGAGUGCCAGUAAAAGGCUUGGAGUGUCACUGGGUGCUUUAUCAAGUGGGAGGGUUGGCAUUGCUGGAAUGGCUGGGUUUAACAUGGGGAAGGCAUUAACUAUUGCCAUCAGAUAUGCAGCUGUCAGAAAGCAGUUUGGUCCAUCAGCUGAUGUUGAAGUUCCAUUGCUUGAGUAUCAGUUACAUCAAUAUCGUUUGUUUCCAUAUUUAGCAGCUACCUAUUGCUUUCAACAUUUCAAUAAUUGGUUCUUUGAACAGUUUGUGAUGUUCACUGGUGCCCUCAUUAUUGGCGAUAAAAGUGACAGACAAGCUGAGCUAGGCCGUGAAAUACAUGCCCUGUCUUGUGCUGUCAAGUCCCUGAUGGGUUUCGUUGCGAGGGACUGCAUUCAAGAGUGUAGGGAAGCGUGUGGCGGUCACGGGUACCUCACUCUCUCAGGAUUAGGAGUCAUUCAUGACGACCAUGAGCCUAACCUCACCUAUGAAGGAGAUAACAAUGUCAUACUGCAGCAGACGGCAAAUUAUUUAUUAGGAAUGAUGAGGGAAGGGAGAGAUGCCUCCAGUCCUUUGGGCUCUGUUAAUUUCAUGACUGACCUUCCUAACGUAUUAAGAAGACGUUAUGUACCAUCAAACACACUAACAUUUACAUUAUCAGACGUAUUGCAUUCCUACGAAUGGCUGGUAUGCUAUUUGCUGGUCGAGAGCUCGCAAAAGGUCAGACAAGAAGAAUUCAAGACAAAGUCUGAUUUUUGGGCAAAAGAAAACUCCCAAGUCUAUUACUGUCACACUCUUUCCCUUGCAUUUACUGAGUACUUCAUAUUGAAGACUUUUAACGAGUUUGUUUGCGAAGCAGAGAGAGAAAGGGAAGGAGGAAAUGAAGUAUGCAAUGUUUUGAAACUUUUGGGUCUUCUUUAUGGUUUAUGGAGCUUACAGAAGCACUCAGCAUGGCUUUGCCAGGGUGAAUAUUUCACUCAACCAAGUCACAUUCAAUCAAUGCGUAAUAACAUACUCUUGAUUUGUGAAAAAAUUAAAAAUGAUGCUGUCUCAUUAAUUGAUGCUAUAGCUCCUCCUGACUGGAUGCUAGGGCCAUUAGGACAAUCUGAUGGAGAUGUGUAUAGACAUCUUUAUAAUGCAAUGUCCAGUGAACCAGGAGCCAAUGAGAAACCAAACUGGUGGAAAGAAAUAGCCACACCUCCUCAAGUCGGAGGUAAACAUGAACUAAUUUCAAAGUUAUGAUGAUCAUGAUUAACCUAUGAUUUAAUUACACAUGUUUUAUCAUUAUUGUUUUGCGUGCGUGUAGAUACAUCUAGUGUGCUAAAAUUUAGUCACGAGUUUUUAUUUAUAAAAUAA